AUGGCCCUCCGGCUCGCCCAAUCCAAGGCUGCAAUGCAUCUGGCAAGGCGUGGGCUGGCGCGUGUGAUUUGCAACGCGCCGGCUUCUUUCAGGGCAAAUGCAGCUACCGGCGCAGGUAGCAUUGUUCGUCGCCUGCACUCUGGUGCUGCUUCUCGUCUCAGAGACCUCAACAGAAUGGGCCUGCAUUCUGGUGCCGCUUCUUGUCUCACACACCUGAACAGAAGGGGCCUGCACUCUGGCGCUGCUUCUCGUCUCACAGACCUCAACAGCAGUGAUUUAGAAAGAGUUAUAUACAACUUCGAAAGCCAGCCUUCGCUCUAUUCCAAACCUUCAGCUCUCUCAGAGUAUGUAAAGGCCCUCGUCAGCCUCGAGAUGCAAACUCAAGGGGUGGAGGGUAGCCAGCUCCUGUCGAAGGAUGGUGCUCUGGGCACAGCUACUGCACCGCUCCACAUGGUUACGAUGGAGAAGGGCAAGAUAUGGAAACUGCUCUGGCCCACCUUCGGGACCAUCGUUGCUGCCGGUCUAGCUACUGGCCUUGCGACCUAUGGCGGUAAGGCUCUUGGUGACAAGGUGUCUGAGAAGGUAACUGAGGCUGCUGAUCAGGGCCUUGUAGUCUUUGCCGGCAAGAUUCCGUCUGAGCUCUUGGGCGAACUGGAAGACGAGUACAGUGGUGUCGAAGAAGCAGGUGGUAAGUUCAGUGGUCAGAAAACAAAAGCUGGUAAUUUUGGCAGUUUGAAAGAGGUAACCUCGACCACCACGAAAUUCCGUGAUGUAAAGGGGGCUGACGAAGCCAAAGCUGACCUCGAGGACAUUGCUCACUACCUACGAGAUCCCAAGCGUUUCACGCGCCUUGGUGCCAAGCUUCCAAAGGGUGUUCUGCUCGUGGGCCCACCUGGCACAGGGAAGACCAUGUUAGCGAGGGCGUUGGCCGGGGAAACCGGCGUCCCGUUCUUCGCGUGCAGCGGCAGCGAGUUCGAGGACAAGUAUUAUGGUGUUGCCUCUAAAAGAGUGCGGGAGCUCUUCAGUGAAGCAAAGAAGCGCGCCCCUUCCAUAAUAUUCAUCGACGAAAUCGAUGCCAUUGCUGGUCCUAGAAAUACAGAAGAUCCAAUGUGGAUGAGGCAUACCCUGAACCAGUUGCUUUCUGAGAUGGAUGGCUUCAAGCAGAAUGAUGGGGUCAUUGUGAUCGCCGCGACCAACUUCAAGGAGUCGCUAGAUAAAGCCCUCGUCAGGCCUGGGCGUUUUGACCGUCAUGUCCUGGUUCCUCUUCCAGAUGUCGAGGGCCGACGGCAGAUCCUCGAGUCUUAUAUCUCAAAGGUGAAAGCCAAGGGUGUGGAUGUGUUGACAAUCGCUACGGGGACACCUGGGCUCUCAGGUGCAGACCUUGCAAACCUGGUGAAUGAGGCCGCCCUCACCGCUGCCAAGGACGGGGCGAAAGCUGUUACGAUGCAUCACCUAGAGUAUGCCAAGGACAGGAUCAUGAUGGGAAGCGAGCGCAAGUCAGCGGUGAUACCUGAUCAUUCCAGGAAGAUGACCGCGUACCAUGAAGGAGGGCACGCUCUUGUUGCUAUCUUCACGGACGGUGCUGACGCUGUCGACAAGGCCACCAUUGUUCCAAGGGUGGGUGCUCUUGGCAUGGUGAUGCAGCUGCCGGGGGAAGAUGCCGAGUUUGAACUCUCGAGGAAGCAGAUGCUGGCGACUCUGGAUGUCAUGAUGGGCGGGCGGGUGGCCGAGGAGCUUAUAGCCGGAGAAGGCGGGGUCACCACUGGUCCCUCAACUGAUCUAAGCGAGGCGACUCAGCUGGCGACCGACAUGGUCACCAAGUAUGGCAUGGGCAAGCGGGUGGGCUUUGUUACCUAUGGCAAUGGCGGUGAUGCUAGCGGUGGCAAGGCGACGAACAUGAGCGGGCGGAUGUCAGAACUGGUUGACGAGGAGGUGAAAGAUUUACUGGACAACGCUUACAAGAACGCCAAAGCGAUUCUCACGGAUCGUAGGAAGGAGCUUGAUGCGCUAGCCAACGCCCUCCUGAAGGAUGAGACUCUCACUGGUGACCAGAUCAAGAAACUAGUAACAGGAGGUGGAAGUAAAUGGUUUUGA
Molecule: messenger RNA, 2094 nt
Organism: Triticum turgidum subsp. durum (durum wheat)
Lineage: Eukaryota; Viridiplantae; Streptophyta; Magnoliopsida; Poales; Poaceae
Source: the annotation of a GenBank genome assembly